CUCUCGCUUAUUGAAGGGAGCACAGAUUGUAUGACCGGAUCUGUUACAGUGUAAGCCGUAAAGGUUGCCUUUUGCCGAGAAAGAAUAAUCACACUACUAAAACCCUUGGAGGAUUUCUAUUUCUGUUUUCCGUGCAAGUGACCGCAGCCAUGAGCGCAGGAGAGGGACUGGAUGAGGCUGCAAAGGACGCGGCAGACAUAGCGGCGUUUUUCAAAUCCGAUUGCUCUCUUCCAAAAUGUGAACCCAAACUGGAUGGCCCAGGUCAAACUUCAGGGUUUCAUCGCAAUGAGGAUAUGAAGGCCAUUGAUGUGCUUCCCAUCCUCAAGGAAAAGGUUGCCUUUCUCUCAGGUGGCAGAGACAGACGUGGAGGUCCCGUCCUCACCUUCCCAGCACGGAGCAACCAUGACAGAAUACGACCUGAGGACCUGCGCAGGCUCAUUGCCUACCUGGCGACCAUCCCCAGCGAGGAGGUGGCCAGACAUGGCUUCACAGUCAUUGUGGACAUGCGUGGUUCUAAGUGGGACAGCAUCAAGCCUCUGCUGAAGAUCCUGCAGGAGUCUUUCCCUUCUUGCAUCCACGUUGCUCUCAUCAUCAAACCAGACAACUUCUGGCAAAAGCAGAGGACCAACUUCGGCAGCUCCAAGUUCGAAUUCGAGACGGUGAUGGUCUCCUUAGAGGGCCUGUCCAAGGUAGUCGACCCCUCCCAGCUGACAGCUGACUUCGAAGGCAGCUUGGAGUACAACCAUGAUGACUGGAUUGAGGUUCGGCUCUCCUAUGAGACGUUUGCUGGAGAUGCGGCCCGGGCCCUGGCGCGCCUCGAGGAGCUGCAGGAGACCUUGUCUCAGCGUGACCUCCCACGGGACCUGGAAGGGGCCCGACGACUCAUGGAGGAACACGCCGCGCUGAAGAAAAGGGCCACCAAAGCAUCAGUGGAGGAGCUGGACACCCAGGGACGAAGGCUGCUACAAAGACUACAGUCACAGACUGGGGGAGGUGGUGGUAGUGGAGAGGGGGGGUAUGGUAAUCGAACCGGUGGAGCCACUGGCGAUUCCAACGACCACCAUCACGGGCUCCACGCACAUGCUGAUGCACAUAACCUGGUGGCCAAAGUAACAGGGCUGUUGGAUAAGCUGCACGGGACGCGCCAGCACCUGCAGCAGCUGUGGCACAUGAGGAAGCUGAAGCUAGACCAGUGCUUCCAGCUGCGCCUGUUUGAACAGGAUGCUGAGAAGAUGUUUGACUGGAUCAUGCACAACAAGGGGCUUUUCCUGACCAGCUACACAGAGAUCGGAGGGAACCACCAACACGCCGUGGAGCUUCAGACCCAGCACAACCACUUCGCUAUGAACUGCAUGAAUGUGUAUGUGAACAUCAACCGGAUCAUGUCAGUAGGGAACCGGCUUCUGGAGUCUGGCCACUACGCCUCCCAGCAGAUCCAGCAGAUCUCAGGCCAGCUGGAGCAGGAGUGGAAGGCCUUUGCCGCGGCACUGGAUGAACGCAGCACACUGCUUGAGAUGUCUGCCAGCUUCCACCAGAAAGCAGACCAGUACAUGAGUAAUGUGGAGCCGUGGUGUAAGGCAUGUGGUGAGGGAGAGCUGCCUUCUGAGCUGCAGGAUCUGGAGGACACCAUCCACCAUCAUCAGGGACUGUAUGAGCAUGUUACCACUGCGUACUCUGAGGUAAGCCAGGAUGGCAAGUCUCUGCUGGACAAGCUACAGCGACCUCUGACCCCAGGCAGUGCCGAUUCCUUGACGGCAUCGGCCAACUACUCCAAAGCGGUGCACCACGUCCUGGACAUCAUCCAUGAAGUGCUGCAUCACCAGAGACAGCUGGAGAACAUCUGGCAACACCGCAAAGUUCGCCUGCACCAGCGCCUGCAGCUCUGUGUGUUUCAGCAGGACGUACAGCAGGUGCUGGACUGGAUCGAGAACCAUGGCGAGGCCUUUCUCAGUAAGCACACUGGCGUUGGGAAGUCUCUGCACAGAGCCAGGGCUUUGCAGAAGAGACACGAAGACUUUGAGGAGGUGGCACAGAAUACCUACACCAAUGCUGACAAGUUGUUGGAAGCAGCGGAGCAGUUGGCCCAGACCGGAGAGUGUGACCCAGAGGAGAUUUACCAGGCUGCCCACCAGCUAGAGGAUCGCAUCCAGGACUUUGUGCGACGUGUGGAGCAGCGCAAAGUCCUGCUGGACAUGUCUGUCGCCUUCCACACACAUGUCAAAGAGCUGUGGACAUGGUUGGAGGAGCUUCAGAAGGAGCUGUUGGAUGAUGUGUACGCUGAGUCUGUGGAGGCGGUGCAGGACCUGAUAAAGCGUUUUGGUCAGCAGCAGCAGACCACCCUGCAGGCUACUGUCAAUGUCAUCAAGGAGGGAGAAGACCUCAUACAGCAGCUCAGAGACUCAGCUAUCUCAAGCAACAAGACUCCUCACAACAGCUCCAUGGCCCACAUCGAGAGCGUGCUGCAGCAGCUGGACGAGGCUCAAGGCCAGAUGGAGGAGCUCUUCCAGGAGAGGAAGAUCAAGCUGGAACUCUUCCUCCAGCUCCGCAUCUUUGAGAGGGACGCCAUUGAUAUCAUCUCAGACCUGGAGUCAUGGAAUGAGGAGCUGUCCCAGCAGAUGAAUGAAUUUGACACAGAGGAUCUGACACUGGCCGAGCAGAGGCUGCAGCACCAUGCAGACAAGGCACUCACCAUGAACAAUCUCACCUUCGACGUCAUCCACCAGGGACAGGAGCUGCUGCAGUACGUCACCGAAGUCCAGGCCUCUGGCGUGGAGCUGUUAUGUGACCGAGAUGUGGACAUGGCCACACGGGUCCAGGACCUGCUGGAGUUUCUCCAUGAGAAGCAGCAGGAGCUGGACCUGGCGGCGGAGCAGCACAGGAGACACCUGGAGCAGUGUGUCCAGCUGAGGCAUCUGCAGGCUGAAGUCAAACAGGUGCUUGGUUGGAUCCGUAAUGGAGAGUCCAUGCUGAACGCCGGUCUGAUCACAGCCAGUUCAUUACAAGAAGCUGAACAACUGCAGAAGGAGCAUGAACAAUUCCAACAUGCCAUAGAGAAAACCCACCAGAGCGCACUGCAGGUGCAGCAGAAGGCUGAGGCCUUACUCCAGGCCAACCACUAUGACAUGGACAUGAUCAGAGACUGUGCAGAAAAGGUGGCAGACCACUGGCAGCAGCUGAUGCUGAAGAUGGAGGACAGACUCAAGCUGGUCAACGCUUCUGUGGCCUUCUACAAAACGUCUGAACAGGUGUGCAGUGUGUUGGAAAGCCUGGAGCAGGAGUACAAGAGAGAAGAGGACUGGUGUGGCGGCGCUGAUAAACUGGGCCCCAACAGCGAAUCAGACCAUGUUACUCCCAUGAUCAGCAAACACUUGGAGCAGAAAGAGGCCUUCCUUAAGGCCUGUACGUUAGCCAGGCGUAAUGCAGAUGUCUUCCUGAAGUACCUGCACAGAAACAGCGUCAACAUGCCUGGCAUGUUGUCUCACGUCAAAGCUCCUGAGACGCAGGUCAAGAACAUCUUGAAUGAGUUGCUGCAGAGAGAGAACAGAGUGCUUCACUUCUGGACCAUGAGGAAGAGGAGGCUGGACCAGUGCCAGCAAUAUGUGGUCUUUGAACGCAGUGCCAAACAGGCCCUGGAGUGGAUCCACGACACUGGGGAGUUUUACCUUUCCACACACACUUCCACUGGCUCCAGCAUCCACCACACACAGGAGCUGCUUAAAGAGCACGAAGACUUCCAGAUCACAGCCAAGCAAACCAAAGAGCGGGUGAAACUGUUGAUCCAGUUGGCAGACGGGUUUUGCGACAAGGGCCAUGCCCAUGCCCUGGAGAUAAAGAAAUGGGUGUCCUCGGUGGACAAGCGCUACCGGGACUUCUCUCUCCGCAUGGACAAAUAUCGGACCUGCCUGGAAACAGCUCUGGGCAUAUCCUCCGACUCCAACAAGGCUAGUAAAGAGCUACAACUGGACAUCAUCCCAGCCAGUGCUCCAGGGUCAGAGGUCAAGCUGAGGGAUGCUGCCCACGAGCUCAACGAAGAGAAGAGGAAGUCAGCCCGGAGAAAAGAAUUUAUAAUGGCUGAGCUGAUUCAAACAGAGAAAGCCUACGUCCGAGACUUACGAGAGUGUAUGGAUACGUACCUGUGGGAGAUGACCAGCGGUGUAGAGGAGAUUCCUCCAGGCAUCGUCAACAAAGAACACAUCAUCUUCGGCAACAUGCAGGACCUCUACGAGUUUCAUCACAAUAUCUUCCUGAAGGAGUUGGAGAAGUACGAGCAGUUGCCAGAAGAUGUGGGCCAUUGUUUCGUCACCUGGGCUGAUAAGUUCCAGAUGUAUGUGAAUUACUGUAAGAACAAACCGGACUCCACUCAGCUCAUCCUGGAGCAUGCUGGACCCUACUUUGAUGAAAUCCAGCAAAGGCACCGUCUUGCUAACUCCAUCUCCUCAUAUCUGAUCAAACCAGUGCAGAGAAUCACUAAGUACCAGCUGCUGCUCAAGGAGUUGCUGACGUGCUGUGAGGAGGGUAAAGGAGAGAUCAAAGAUGGUCUGGAGGUGAUGCUCAGUGUCCCCAAGAGAGCCAAUGAUGCCAUGCACCUCUCCAUGCUGGAUGGGUUCGACGGAAACAUCGACUCCCAGGGAGAGCUGAUUCUCCAGGAGUCCUUCCAAGUUUGGGAUCCCAAGACUCUGAUCCGGAAAGGUCGCGACCGACACCUCUUCCUGUUCGAGAUGUCUCUGGUCUUUAGCAAGGAGGUGAAAGACUCCAACGGGCGCAGCAAGUACCUUUACAAGAGCAAGCUGUUUACGUCAGAACUCGGGGUAACAGAGCACGUGGAGGGAGACCCCUGUAAGUUUGCCCUGUGGGUGGGCAGGACCCCCACCUCUGACAACAAGAUCGUCCUCAAGGCUUCCAGUAUUGAGAACAAGCAGGACUGGAUCAAACACAUCCGGGAGGUGAUCCAGGAGCGAACUGUCCACCUGCGCGGAGCCCUGAAGGAGCCCAUCCACAUCCCUAAAGCCACCACUGCUAAACACAAGGGUAGACGGGACGGAGAGGAGCUGGACAGCCAGGGAGACGCUAGCAGCCAACCAGACACCAUCUCCAUCGCCUCCCGUACCUCCCAGAACACACUAGACAGCGACAAGCUGUCCGGUGGCUGUGAGCUGACAGUGGUGAUCCACGACUUUGUGGCCAGUAACGGCGGCAACAGCGGCGAGCUGACGGUGCGGCGAGGCCAGACGGUGGAGGUUCUGGAGCGACUCCAUGACAAACCGGACUGGUGCCUCGUCCGGACCACAGACCGCUCCCCAGCCCAGGAGGGCCUCGUGCCCUGCUCAAUGCUGUGCAUCGCUCACUCCAGGUCCUCCAUGGAGAUGGAGGGGCUUUUCAACCACAAAGAUACCCUGUCUGUAUCCAGUAACGAUGCCCUGCAGCCGGGCUCCAGCCACACUCUGGGCCCUCACAGCUCCCCAGGACCCAAACGUCCAGGGAACACCCUGAGGAAGUGGCUGACCAGCCCCGUACGGCGGCUCAGCUCCGGGAAAGCCGAUGGCCACGUCAAGAAGUUCGCCCACAAGCACAAGAAGAACCGUGACGGGACUAGGAAGAACGCAGACGUACUGCCAGGCUCUCAGAAAGACUCUGACGACAGCGCCGCCACGCCACAGGACGAGACCCUGGAGGAGCGUAUGCGUAAUGAGGGGCUAAGCAGUGGUACUCUGUCCAAGUCUUCCUCAUCGGGCAUGCAGAGCUGCGGGGAGGAGGAGGGAGAGGAGGGGGCUGACGCCGUCCCUCUACCGCCUCCUAUGGCCAUACAGCAGCACAGCCUGCUGCAGCCUGACUCGCAGGACGACAAGUCUGCGUCUCGUCUGUCCGGUCGGCCCAGCAGUUCAGAAACUCCGAGCGCCGCUGAACUCGUCAGUGCAAUCGAAGAGCUGGUGAAGAGCAAGAUGUCACUGGAGGACCGGCCCAGCUCUCUGUCAGUGGAGCAUGGCGACAGCAGCUCCCCCUCCUUCAACCCCUCCGACAACUCCCUCCUCUCCUCCUCCUCACCCAUCGAUGAGGUAGACGAGCGCAAGUCUGGCUUCCUCAAGAGAAGACAUUAUGUGCUACUGGAGCUUGUAGAAACUGAAAGAGACUACGUCAGAGAUCUGGGAUCAGUAGUGGAGGGCUACAUGAGCAGAAUGAAGGAGGAAGGAGUUCCAGACGACAUGAGGGGAAAAGACAAGAUUGUCUUCGGAAACAUUCAUCAAAUCUAUGACUGGCACAAAGACUUCUUCCUUGGCGAGCUUGAAAAGUGCUUAGAGGAUCCUGAUAGGCUGGCUGCUCUUUUUGUCAAACAGGAGCGGAGGCUACACAUGUAUAUAGUGUACUGCCAGAACAAGCCCAAGUCUGAGCACAUUGUUUCGGAGUACAUCGACACUUACUUUGAAGACCUCAAGCAGCGUUUGGGCCACAGACUGCAGAUCACUGACCUGCUGAUCAAACCUGUGCAACGCAUAAUGAAGUAUCAGCUGCUACUGAAGGAUCUUCUCAAGGUUUCCAAGAAGGCUGGAGUGGACACAGGGGAGCUGGAGAAAGCUGUAGAGGUGAUGUGUGUCGUCCCCAAACGCUGCAAUGACAUGAUGAACGUAGGACGGCUUCAAGGCUUUGAUGGUAAGAUUGUGGCCCAGGGCAGACUGCUCCUCCAGGACACUUUCAUGGUUUCAGACCAGGAUGGAGGACUUCUGUCCAGGAUGAAGGAGAGGAGAGUCUUCCUCUUUGAGCAGAUUGUCAUCUUCAGCGAGCCCCUGGACAAAAAAAAGGGCUACUCCACGCCUGGCUACCUCUUCAAGAACAGCAUCAAGAUGAGCUGGUUGGGUCUGGAGGAAAACCCAGAAGACCCCUGCAAGUUCACACUGAGCUCCAGGUCAUCGAAUGGCAGCCAGGAGAAGUACACACUCCAUUCAGCCAGCCCUGGGGUCAGUCAGGUUUGGAUUCACCAGGUCAGCCAGAUCCUGGAGAACCAACGCAACUUCCUCAAUGCUCUCACAUCUCCCAUAGAGUACCAGAGGAACCAUGUGGGUGGUGGUGGGUCAGGAGGUCCACCCAGCAGUAGCAGCAGCAGUGGUGGAGGCCUGCCUGGAGGCAGCAGUUCCAAUAGCACCUCUAACAUGGGAGGAGGAGGAGGUGGCGGCGGCGGCUCUGGAGGAUCAGGGGGCAACUCCUCCUCUCUCUGCGGCCCUCGCUCCCGACCCUCCCGCAUUCCCCAGCCCUCUUCACGCCUCCCCCAGCCUGUUCACCACCACCAUCCCCCAGGCCCUGAGGGGCCUGACAGAUCAGCAGGUACGUGGUCGCCUUGCCACCCGCAGACCCCUCAGUCCUUUCCCCCUAACCCCUAUCCAGACACCAUGAUGGAUGGGGAGUUGUUUGCCUCAGAGGUCCCUAAGAUGAGGGUGCUGGAUGGCCCUCGUGGAAGUAACAGUAAUAACAGUAACAAGUCAUCUUGCAGCACCGGGGGCAGUCCCAGACAGGGACUCAGAGGCUGCGAGGAAACCCAGAUGCCUCAGACAGCUUGUAUACCGCAAAUGGCCGUGGCUCCUCUGAAUCUGUCUGUCAAAAACCCUCGAGUCGGGACAGUUUCUCCUCUGACUUCACCUCAGUCCCCUGGAGGAGGAGGCAGCAGCCCAGCUCACAAAGGCAACUCUUUCUGGGCAAUGGUCCCGGCCAUGCCUCCCUCUCCCGCCAGCUGGCCUGGCUCUUUCUCCUACCCUGGUGACAGCGGCAGUGGGGACUCUGUGAGCAGAGGAAACCACGGGACGCCGUCUCACCAUCGCCACUCCACCCACAGUAAGGACAUAGACCGCAUGAGCACCUGCUCCUCCACCAGCGAGCAGUCCAUACACUCCACCCAGAGCAACGGGAGUGAAAGCAGUAGCAGCAGCAGUGUGUCCACCAUGCUGGUGACCCAGGACUAUGUGGCUGUGAAGGAGGAUGAGAUCAGUGUGGUGCAGGGUGAGGUGGUCCAGAUGCUAGCCAGCAACCAGCAGAACAUGUUUUUGGUUUACCGGGCAGCCAACGAGCACUGCCCUGCCGCUGAGGGCUGGAUCCCUGGCUAUGUAUUGGGUCACACCUCAGCCUCCAUCACCCCCGAACUCCCUGAAGGAACCAUCAAAAAAUCAUUAUCAUGGCACACAGCGCUCCGCAUCCGCCGUAAGUCUGAGAAGAGAGAGAAGGAGAGCAGGAAGGACAGCAAGAUAGAGAACGGUUACCGCAAAUCUCAGGACGGCCUGGCCAACAAAGUCUCUGUCAAGCUUCUGAAUCCCAACUACAUAUAUGAUGCUCCACCAGAGUUCCUCAUCCCUGUCAGUGAUGUAGUAUGUGAUGUUGGUGAUAGUGUUACUCUGAGGUGUAAAGUUUGUGGUCGACCUCGGGCCACCGUCACCUGGCGGGGACCCGACAACAACACCCUGACCAACAACGGACACUACAGCAUCACUCACAGUGAGACAGGAGAGGCAGCACUGCGUAUCCUGGGAGUGUCUGUAGAGGACAGUGGUGUGUACACCUGUGUUGCAACAAAUGUAACAGGCUCUGUCACCUCCUCGGCCAGCCUCAGAGUUUCAGGAACCCCUGAUGAUGGCAGUGAUGUCCUCUGGAAGAGCAACUUUGAGUCCUAUUACACAGAGAUCACUGAACUUGGAAGGGGCCGGUUCUCAGUGGCCAAGCGUUGUGACCAGAAGGGUAGUAAACGGACAGUAGCGGCCAAACACGUCAACAAGAAGCUGCUGCGCCGAGAGCAGGUCCUGCAGGAGAUCAGACUCUUGCAGACCCUGGACCAUCCUAACCUGGUCAAACUGCUAGACACAUUCGAGACGGCCAACAGCUACGUGCUUGUACUAGAAAUGGCCGACCAGGGACGUUUCUUGGACUAUAUCGUGAGCUGGGGCAACCUGACGGAGGAGAAGGUGGCUUUGUACCUCAGAGAUAUUCUUGAAGGUCUCCACUACCUGCACAGCUGGAGGAUAGCACACCUCGAUCUCAAACCUGAGAACAUUGUGGUGGAACAUGCGUCUUCCCAGCCGGUGGUCAAGUUGACAGACUUUGGUGACGCGGUCCAGCUGAUGCCCCCAUCCUCCUACAUCCACCCUCUCCUGGGGAGCCCCGAGUUCUCCGCUCCUGAGCUGGUCUUGGGUCAGCCUGCCUCACUGAUGUCUGACCUCUGGAGCUUAGGAGUGGUGACUUAUGUCGUGCUGAGCGGCGCCUCUCCCUUCCUGGAUGAGAGCGUGGAGGAGACGUGCCUGAACAUCUGUCGUCUGGACUUCAGCUUCCCCCAGGACUACUUCCAGGGUGUGAGCCCGUCUGCCAGAGACUUUGUCUGCCUGCUGCUCCAGGGCGAGCCGGAGCGACGACCCUCUGCCGCCUCCUGCCUUCAGGAGCCCUGGCUCCAACCUCGAGGCGCCAUAAGCCGAGACGCCACCUUACAUCACAUGCAGCUGCAAACGCUGCCGUCAUCUCAGAAUCACCACGCCACGCAUCUGGACACCUCCAGACUCAUCUCCUUCAUCGAGAGACGGAAACACCAGAACGAUGUUCGGCCAAUAGGCGCCAUCAAGGCCUUCCUUCACAGUCGCCUGCUCAACCACAUCUGAUUGGUCGCUGUCGAGCUGAUAGAAAGCUGCAGAGCUAGUACGCUGACUCAAAUGGUAACGCCCAUGAUGAUAUCGACGUGGCAGCACCGACUUGUAGCCCCCAGUGUCUGCACUGUUGUGAUCCAGAAUGAAUUCCUGCCUGCGUUGUCCUAUCCAAUGAUUUAUGGUGGAUGUGAAGCGAGCUAACUUCAGCUCAGUGUUUAAAACAAAACAAAAAAAAAACCUACUGAGAGGACGACCAACACCAGCGAGUCACACUGAUGAUGAUCUCCUUCCCCCCCACUAAGCCACAAAAGUCCUGCUGCUGCUGACUGACUGACCUCUGCUGAUAUGCGCUUUGACUCUGAUCUAUGUUGGUUGGUUUUACCAAGACGUUUAGACACUUUUUUUCUCUUCCCCCCCCCCCCCCCCCCCCCCCCCCCCUCCUUGGCAUAUUGUCAUUAUGCCUGCACAACAAAAGAACUGUUUGAAUCUGUUUGAGAUUUCAAACACUGACUUAGCAGGGAGAAAACCAAGCUUUCUUAACAAGCCAGCGUGAGCAAGUCUUGUGUUUUUGGACAGUGUUAAACAGAAAAAAAUAGAACAAUAUUGUAAAAAAAAAAAAAAAAGAAAAAAAGAAAAAAGAAAUUCAGGUUGCUUUUGGUUGAACACAAGAAAACAUUUGUUUUUUUGUUUUGUUUUGUAACGAGAGAUUACUUUUUGUAAAAGAAGACAUGUACAGUAAGGAAACAGAGAAUUGUCUUUAUUCGUACCUUUUGGGAAACAAAGGUUAGCUAGCGAGUAGAAAGAAAACAAGCUGAAUGAGAUAUGUGAACAAAGUGGCGCCCAUCAGCAGGGUCCACUAAUUAUAGAACAAGAUGAAGACCAAAACCAUGUUUUCCAGAAACACACUGUAGUUCUGUUAAAUGCAAUAGUUUGCUUAUCCUUAUGCCCUCCCACCCUACAGUUUGAAAAAGUGAAGUCAUUUCACUGUAGUGUCACAGAGACAGACCUAAUUAACUAGAGAAGAAAAAAAAUAAAAGCUCCUCAGAUUUCUAACUGCAUCCGCCUUACUUUGUAAAUAAAGUGUUCCUGCCUUUCAUUGUCAUUUUGAAGAAUUUGUCUCAAACAAACAGAUGCUAUUUCAUUUGCUGAGUAUUAGUGAGUCCAGUCAGUUGAUGGGCAGUUUCAGGGAGCUGAGAAAUCCCUGUGAAGCCUUCUGUGGCUGGAUUAUCACUAUAAAUAAAACGCUACUAGAAAUGCACUCAUAUUUUGCAUCAAUUCCCAUGUGCAAUGUUGCAGCUUUAACGUUUAUGCAAAUAUUUAUGAGGACUUGUGUUGUAGCCGUAUUCUUAAAAAGGCAUGUACGUACCUGGUACUGCGAUAGAUGUCUGUAUUGUGUUAACUCUUCUGUAUUAAGUUCAGUAUUAAUAUCUUCAAACCUCCAAUCAAGAAGGGGGUUUCAGAAAUAAUGUAUAAAAAAAUGUGUAUAUUAUAUAGGCACUUAUGCUUUCAGUUUGUCAUUGUUACAUUUUUAUUUUCUGUAACUAUACCAAAGUAGACUAUGCUUUAUGUUUUCCCGCUAAGAUGUGUUUUUAUGAUUUAUCAUGUUAAGUUAUGAAAGACCACACUGAACCGAGACGUAUGAGUGUUUACACAGGCUCAGUUUGGCUUUAUUUAUUCUUAUUGUAAUGAGCAGUUGUUUGGUGGUUUAUUGCUGAAAGAACUAAUUAACAUUUCAGAAUCACUUGUCUUUUUUUUUUUUUUUUUUUUUAAAGCUGUGCACAAAGUGGUUUGCUGUGUGACUUUGUUUGUCUUCUGUAGAUAGAUAGUGUUGUAUGUAGUUUUCAGCAUCUCUGUUUGACUUCAUCAUUACUUGGUUAACAUUCUCACCAAGCAAUAGCUCUGGAAAAAAAA
Messenger RNA from Myripristis murdjan (pinecone soldierfish), 11516 nucleotides. It is a transcript of the gene triob, whose product is annotated as trio Rho guanine nucleotide exchange factor b. Gene Ontology annotation, cellular component: extrinsic component of membrane; cytoplasm. Gene Ontology annotation, molecular function: ATP binding; protein kinase activity; protein binding. Bases 150 to 9620 code for a protein of 3156 amino acids. The transcript is spliced from 61 exons. Gene Ontology annotation, biological process: protein phosphorylation; axon guidance. NCBI's taxonomy places the organism in Eukaryota, Metazoa, Chordata, Actinopteri, Holocentriformes, Holocentridae. The record is from RefSeq and is a predicted model, not a curated record.